AUGGGGAGCCCCGCACUCCGGUCCGCGCUGCUGCUGCUGUUGCCACUGCUGCUACAAGUCCCGCCGAGCCGCGGCUUCCCAGGAUCUGGAGAUUCACCGCUAGAAGAUGAUGAAGUCGUGUAUUCAGACGCUAAAUAUAAAGACAUCCCGUGGUGCUCCCCCAUCAAGGUGAAGUACGGGGAUGUGUACUGCAGGGCCCCUCAAGGAGGAUACUACAAAACAACCCUGGGAACCAGGUGUGACAUCCGCUGCCAGAAGGGCUAUGAGCUGCAGGGCUCUCCCCAGGUGAUCUGCCAGUCAAACAAACGGUGGUCGGACAAGGUCAUUUGCAAACAAAAGCGAUGUCCUACCCUUGCCAUGCCAGUGAAUGGAGGGUUUAAGUGUGUCGACGGUGCCUACUUUAACUCCCAGUGUGAGUACUAUUGCUCGCCAGGAUACACACUGAAAGGGGAACGGACAGUCAGGUGUAUGGACAACAAGGCCUGGAGUGGCCAACCAGCCACCUGUGUUGAUCUCGAACCUCCUAGAAUCAAGUGUCCAAGUGUGAAGGAACGCGUUGCAGAACCCAACAAGCUGACAGCCCGAGUGUCCUGGGAGACGCCCGAGGGAAGAGACACAGCAGACGGCAUUCUCACUGAUGUUAUUCUAAAAGGCCCACCCCCAGGCUCGCAUUUUCCAGAAGGAGACCACAAGAUCCAGUACACAGUCUAUGACAGAGCCGAGAACAAGGGCACUUGCAAAUUUCGAGUUAAAGUAAGAGUGAGACGCUGCGGCAAGCUCCAUGCCCCGGAGAACGGCUACAUGAAGUGCUCCAGUGACGGCGAUAAUUAUGGGGCCGUGUGUGAAUUCUCCUGCGUAGGAGGCUACGAGCUCCAGGGGAGCUCUGCCCGAGUAUGUCAGUCCAACCUGGCUUGGUCUGGCGCUGAACCCACCUGCACAGCCAUGAAUGUCAAUGUCGGCGUGAGAACAGCAGCUGCACUUUUGGAUCAGUUUUAUGAGAAAAGGAGACUGUUCAUUGUGUCCACCCCCACAGCCCGAAACCUCCUCUACCGGCUACAGCUGGGGUUGCUACAGCAAGCACAAUGUGGCCUGGAUCUUCGACACAUCACUGUAGUGGAGCUGGUAGGGGUGUUCCCAACCCUCAUCGGCAGGAUAGGAGCAAAGGUGAUGCCUCCAGCCCUGGCCCUGCAGCUCAGGCUGUUGCUGCGAAUUCCACUCUAUUCCUUCAGCAUAGUGGUACUGGAUAAACAUGGCGUGGACAAGGAGCGCUACGUCUCCCUGGUGACACCUGUGGCCCUCUUCAACCUGAUCGACACUUUCCCCCUGAGAAAAGAGGAGAUGGUCCUGCAAGCAGAAAUGGGCCAGACCUGUAACACCUGA
Messenger RNA from Rangifer tarandus platyrhynchus (Svalbard reindeer), 1380 nucleotides. The record is from the annotation of a GenBank genome assembly. NCBI's taxonomy places the organism in Eukaryota, Metazoa, Chordata, Mammalia, Artiodactyla, Cervidae.